This is a messenger RNA of Meira miltonrushii, 760 nucleotides long. RefSeq lists its product as uncharacterized. NCBI's taxonomy places the organism in Eukaryota, Fungi, Basidiomycota, Exobasidiomycetes, Exobasidiales, Brachybasidiaceae. The transcript has 2 exons. The record is from RefSeq and is a predicted model, not a curated record. Bases 60 to 521 code for a protein of 153 amino acids.
ACCAUCGUCAUCCUCACCUCUUUUCGCAAUCUCAUCGUCAUCCUCUGACUAUCGACAUAAUGCAAUUCACAAAUAUUUUCCGUCUUUCGCUGCUUUUGACUUUGUCAACUUUGAUGGUUGUCUUCAAUGUCGCAGCUCAAUCCUCUUCAUCUUCACUAUCAAGUUCUGCCAAUCCUACACUAUCUGCCAUCACAUUCAGCUUUUCAAGUAUCGUGACUAGCACAUCAAGCAACGCAUCAGGCACUUCAACAAUCACUUCAACCAACGUAACCGAAUCCACUUCAAGUCAAACAUCAUCUUCCACUUCCUCUUCUACAAGCUCUUCGUCCAGUAGCAUGACAAGCAGCAGCAGCAGUAGUAGCAGCAGUAGCAGUAGCACAACUAUGCCCCUCUCAACAUCUCGAAUUCCAGAUGGCGCGUUCUCACUCGUACACGGAUCAUCAUUCGAUCUCCAAAAUACUAUCUUUGCCUCUCUUGCCUCUUUGGCAGUAUUGGCCGUUGCUGGAGUCGCAAUUUUCUAAACAAUGCCUUUCUCGCAACUAUACACCUCCAUUAAGUUUACCCACAUCCAUCAUCUCUAUACUUUAUAAAAGAGCAAUGACCAAACUCCCGCGAGUAUGGUUUUAUAUCCUGUAUAACAUCUUCUCUCUCUUCCUCUCCAUGCUUUCGACGCAAAUACUUCACAAAGCAAAUAGAAUUGCAUUUUUCUGCUUGUAUGUGUGUUUGUAUAUAUAUGAUCUGAAGUGAUUUUAUAUGCCAU